AAAAAUUGUAUUGGGGAAAUAACUAUUAAAAAUAAAUAAAUAAAUAAAUUACCAAAUGUGACACAGAGAUGCAAAGUGAGCAGAUACUGUUGUUGGGAGCACCUCACACUUGUUCAACGCAGGGUUGCCACAGACCUUCAGUUUGGGAAAAAAAAAGAAAGUAAUUUCUGUGAAGCAUAAUAAAAUGUCAUAUGCUUAUAUGUGUAUUCAUUAAAAUCUGGGUGGAAACCAAUCUGAUUUAAGAAAGAAAACAUCACUGAAAAGAGUGGGCUUCUUGAUUUAAAAAUAUUGUUUAAUAUUUGUUUCUGUCCAUAUCGUGAUCUGUAUUGGGUGUGUCUGUUAAUUUCAAAGAAACAGGCUAUUUCUCUAUUUAGGAAGAAAGAGAAUGGAUAUGAGAUGAGGAGAAACAAACAAAACUCAGCUUUCCUGUCCAAAUUUAGAACAAGAGUAAAUCCUUCCUAUCCAUCACUGAUAGAUGUAGCCAGGAGAAGAUUUCCAGGUAGCAAUUAAAAAAAUUCUGGCAGAGAGAAGCCAUUAAAAGUCAACCAUCCCUUGCAUUUCCUUUCUCUGCCAUCUGCUCUUACCUGCUGACAUUUAUAAUCUCCAAAUUACUUGUGUGGUGUGCCGGAUGCGUUCCCUUUUGAAAGCUGGUGUUAGGACAACCCCAUGAAGGGCGGGGAGGGGAUGUGAGUGGGUGCUGGCCACACCUCACCCCACCACCUCUCCAGCUGGGUGUGUCUCGACUGAGCAGGUAUGUCCUCCACCUGCCCUGCUCCCCAACACCUGAGCCACUGCAUUCCACCAGACCAGGAAGCUUUCAGGAUGAUUAAGUGCUCAGAAUUUGAAAAGGGUAAAGCAAGAACUCAGGCUUCUCCUACUGGCUUUCCCCUUUCUCUGUGGGACAGGGACGGAGCUUACGUUUGCUCUCCUCCUGCUCACUUUGAAGCUCGGAGGCAGAUAAAAGUAUAAGCAUGGGAGUACCUUUGCUGAAGCAUUGCUCCUGCAAAAGUGGCUUGCAGUGAAAUGUAGGACAUUUGAUUAGUAUCCUACUGGUGCUUGGUAGAGUUUGAUAAUAUUUGUUUUUCUGCCCGGUUAUUUAGGACAUUAAAAAAAAGUUGCCGUGGGCCAACUUUUAUUUUCCAGGGUCUCUCUUCUCUGCUUCCUGGGCUUGUAAAAUGAAAGUGAUUCCAGAGGUAGAUUUAGACCUUUUAUUUCCUGGACUUUAUGUCCCAAGGGAGAUGAUCAGGUGCAGAGAAAGGCACACAGAGGAAUUAAUUUUACUUUAUUUUCAUUUUUAACUUGUUGUAAAUCCUGCCCUUUUGAUUUUAUGCUAAUUCUGCUUUGUUGCCACCUGUAUUGCCCUGCUUGCUGCUAAAUUGAAAUGCUUUGAAAUUGAUUUGGUAAUAACUAUUUAGAGUGUUUCAAAUCUGUGUUAAUAUUCAUUUUGCUACAUUGCCUGCAAUUUAAAAAAUCAUCCUUAAUUAUAGCAGCUUUUUUUUUAAUCUCUUGGGUGAAGGAGGAAAAUUUGCCUUUACAUAUAUAAUUUGGUAACGUACUUAAUGUGGGAGAAAAGUCCUUGGUGAUGAUGCAAGAAAGCAAAGCGCCUGCUAUACUUGUAUUCAGACCAUGGUUGGAUUCUUGAGGCUGUUCUGUGAAGCAUUUAUUGCCACCAGCUGUAUACCAGGAGCACAUUUGUUCAGUACUGGGACAAUAAAGAAUGGUUUCCUGCCCUUGGAGACUUUGGUGAGUUGUCAAUUGCUGAAAAAGCUUUAAAACAUGGCAGUGAUUGGCAUCUCUGAUGGCAGGAGUAUGCUGUAGGUGCAUAAUAAUACCAACCACUAAUAGUGCCUCGUGCUCUUUUCUGGAAGAGUCUGGAAUCUUGUGGAGUCAUUGGACUAAGAAGUUGCAGUGUCUAGCCUCCAGUGUACCAGUUAUGUGAAGCUUUACCAGUACACCGUGUUGUGUUCUGUUGCUAGAAAACUUCCCGUUGUGUAAGUUUGCAGGCUGUUCUCUGGAGGCUGCUACCUGCCCUGUCAGACUGAGUCUGGGCAGCAUGGCCCAGUGAGACUGAAGUUGGGCAGUGUGGGGAUGUGUGGGCGAGGCGAGGCUGAGGUUUGGGUGCUGUGGAUUGUCCUCCCCUCCCCCACCGCCCUGCCCCAGCUGCCCCUUCAGGUGUGACCACAUGGCUGUGGCUCAGGUCCCUGGCCUCGCUGCAUGUCAUAGCAGAGCAAGCCUUGCGCAAUGCAGUGAGCACUGAGCUGGAGAUUUAGGACAGAACUCUGUCACAAGCCGAAGCACAGAGCCCUUGUGCACAGCCAGAAGGAGCAGGGCACCCUGGCGGUUACACAGGGCUGGCCAGAGGAGCCUCGAGCUGCUGUCCAUUCGAAGUGGCAGGAGGAGAAGCCAAAAAGCUCGCUGGAACCGGAAGUAACUGAGGCCGCCCACCCUGUGUCCUGCCUUGAGUGCCUUUGCUGGAGCCGCUCCUCACUGGGCUGAGGGAGCCACAAUUACAAGUUCAUCCGAAAAUGAUGACCGGAGUGGCUCCAGUUUGGAAUGGAAUAAGGACGGAAGCCUAAGGUUAGGGGUACAAAAGGGAGUGCUGCAUGAUCGCAGGGCAGAUAAUUGCUCCCCAGUGGCAGAAGAGGAGCUCCCCGGGCCAGCGGAGAGCGUGCUGCCCAAAGCCGAAGCCUCAGUUGGAGAUGGUCCGGUCCCUUAUUCUCAGAGCUCCAGCUCGCUAAUAAUGCCACGGCCCAACUCAGUUGCAGCAACCAGCUCAACCAAGUUGGAAGAUCUGAGUUAUUUAGAUGGACAGAGAAAUGCUCCCCUUCGAACGUCAAUUAGGUUACCGUGGCACAAUACGGCAGGAGGUAGGGCACCGGAAGCUAAAGCACGAUUUGCUCCUUAUAAGCCACAGGACAUUUUGUUGAAACCCCUGUUGUUUGAAGUACCAAGCGUAACCACAGACUCUGUGUUUGUGGGAAGGGAUUGGCUGUUUCACCAGAUAGAAGAAAACUUGAGGAACACAGAACUGACAGAAAACAGAGGAGCAGUGGUUGUUGGAAACGUGGGCUUUGGGAAGACAGCGAUCAUUUCUAAGUUGGUGGCACUUAGCUGCCACGGAAGCCGCAUGAGGCAAAUUGCUUCCAACAGCCCUGGUUCAUCACCAAAAACUUCAGAUGCCUCCCAGGAUCUUCCUUUCACUCCAUUGCUUUCACCAAGUGCUUCUACAAGUGGUACCAAUGCGGCUAAAUCGCCCCCUGGGUCUGGUUCUGAUACUCCUGAGAACCAGAGACCAAGAGAAGAUGCAGUGAAAUACCUGGCUUCUAAGGUCGUGGCCUACCACUACUGCCAGGCCGACAACACCUACACGUGCCUGGUGCCUGAGUUCGUGCACAGCAUCGCAGCUCUGCUCUGCCGCUCCCAUCAGCUGGCUGCCUACCGGGACCUGCUGGUAAAGGAGCCCCAGCUCCAGAGCAUGCUGAGCCUCAGGUCCUGUGUGCAGGACCCAGUGGCCGCCUUCAAGAGGGGUGUGCUGGAACCACUCACAAGCUUGAGAAACGAGCAGAAAAUUCCUGAAGAAGAAUACAUUAUUUUGAUAGAUGGCUUAAAUGAAGCUGAGUUUCAUAAACCUGAUUAUGGAGAUACCCUUUCUUCAUUUAUCAGCAAGAUUAUUUCUAAAUUCCCUGCCUGGUUGAAGUUGAUUGUGACUGUAAGAGCAAAUUUUCAGGAAAUUGUCAGUGAGCUGCCAUUCGUCAAGCUGUCCUUAGAUGACUUUCCAGACAACAAGGACAUCCACAGCGACCUGCACGCCUACGUGCAGCACAGGGUACACAGCAGCCAGGACAUCCUCAGCAACAUCUCCCUGAACGGCAAGGCCGAUGCUGCCCUCAUUGGGAAAGUAAGCAGCCACCUGGUGCUGCGGAGCCUGGGCUCCUACCUGUACCUCAAGCUCACCUUGGACCUCUUCCAGAGGGGGCACCUGGUCAUCAAGAGCGCCAGCUACAAGGUGGUGCCUGUGUCACUGUCUGAACUCUACCUGCUUCAAUGCAACAUGAAGUUCAUGACCCAGUCCGCCUUUGAGAGAGCGCUUCCGAUUUUGAACGUGGCCCUCGCGUCCCUCCACCCCAUGACAGAUGAGCAGAUCUUCCAGGCAAUUAAUGCCGGCCACAUCCAAGGGGAGCAGGGCUGGGAGGACUUCCAGCAGAGGAUGGAUGCCCUCUCCUGUUUCCUCAUCAAGAGGCGAGACAAAACUCGCAUGUUCUGUCACCCAUCCUUCAGGGAGUGGCUUGUUUGGAGAGCAGAUGGCGAAAACACAGCCUUCCUGUGUGAGCCCAGGAAUGGGCACGCUCUCCUGGCCUUCAUGUUCUCUCGACAGGAGGGCAAGCUGAACCGCCAGCAGACCAUGGAGCUCGGCCACCACAUCCUGAAGGCACACAUUUUCAAGGGUCUCAGCAAGAAGACAGGAAUCUCUUCAAGCCACCUGCAAGCCCUGUGGAUCGGGUACAGCACCGAAGGGCUGUCUGCCGCCCUGGCGUCCCUCAGGAAUCUCUACACUCCCAACGUGAAGGUGAGCCGUCUCCUAAUUUUGGGAGGGGCCAACGUCAACUACAGGACUGAAGUGUUAAAUAACGCCCCAAUCCUGUGCGUCCAGUCUCACCUUGGCCACGAGGAGGUGGUCACUCUGCUCCUGGAGUUUGGCGCCUGCCUGGAUGGCACGUCGGAGAAUGGCAUGACUGCCCUCUGCUACGCAGCCGCUGCCGGCCACAUGAGGCUGGUGUGUCUCCUGGCCAAGAGGGGGGCAAGGGUGGACCACUUGGAUAAGAAAGGCCAAUGCGCACUGGUCCACAGCGCACUGAGGGGCCACGGUGACAUUCUCCGCUACCUGCUGACCUGUGAGUGGUCAGCCGGCCCGCCCCAGCCAGGCGCACUCAGGAAGAGCCAAGCCCUGCAGCAGGCGCUGACGGCUGCCGCCAGCAUGGGCCACAGCGCGGUGGUCCAGUGCUUGCUGGGACUGGAAAAAGAACACGAAAUAGACGUCAAUGGCACUGACACGCUGUGGGGAGAAACAGCCCUGACCGCCGCCGCAGGACGAGGCAAGCUGGAGGUCUGUGAGCUGCUGCUGGACCACGGAGCUGCUGUGUCUCGGACCAACAGGAGAGGGGUCCCACCGUUGUUCUGUGCAGCACGCCAGGGGCAUUGGCAGAUCGUGAGGUUGCUCUUGGACCGAGGCUGUGACGUGAACCUCGGUGACAAGCAGGGCCGGACGCCCCUCAUGGUGGCUGCUUGCGAAGGGCACCUGAGCACCGUGGAGUUUCUCCUUUCCAAAGGCGCCACCCUUUCUUCUCUGGACAAAGAGGGUCUGUCGGCAUUAAGCUGGGCUUGUCUGAAAGGCCACAGGGCAGUGGUCCAGUUCCUGGUUGAGGAAGGAGCCGAGAUUGACCAGACGGACAAGAAUGGCCGCAGCCCCCUGGACCUGGCUGCCUUCUAUGGCGACGCGGAGACCGUGCUGUAUCUGGUGGACAAGGGGGCCGUGAUCGAGCACGUGGACCACAGCGGCAUGCGGCCCUUGGACAGAGCCAUCGGUUGUCGGAACACGUCUGUAGUAGUUACGCUGCUGAGGAAAGGAGCCAAGUUAGGAAAUGCUGCUUGGGCGAUGGCUACUUCCAAACCUGAUAUUUUGAUUAUACUUUUACAGAAAUUGAUGGAGGAAGGAAACAUGAUGUACAAAAAAGGGAAGAUGAAAGAGGCCGCCCAGAGGUACCAGUAUGCCUUAAGGAAGUUUCCCCGAGAAGGAUUCGGAGAGGACAUGAGACCGUUCAAUGAACUAAGAGUUUCCCUCUAUCUCAAUCUGUCUCGCUGCCGAAGGAAAACAAAUGACUUCGGCAUGGCGGAAGAAUUUGCUUCCAAGGCUCUCGAAUUGAAACCAAAGUCCUACGAAGCCUUUUAUGCCAGGGCGAGAGCAAAGAGGAGUAGCAGGCAGUUUGUAGCCGCCCUGGCUGACUUGCGAGAAGCUGUGAAACUCUGCCCCACCAACCAGGAGAUCAGGAGACUCCUGGCCCGCGUAGAGGAGGAAUGCAAGCAGCUCCAGAGGAGUCAGCAGCAAAAGCAGCAGGGCCCGCAGCCAGCUCCGCCCACCGACUCGGACAAUGAAGAGGACACCCCAGCCCCCGGCCUGAGCGACCCCCUGCAUCUUGAGGAGGCUGAAGAGGAAGAAACUUCCCCGCAGGAAGAAUCCGUUCCCCUGGCUCCAAGGUCCCAGCCGUCCUCAUCUGCCCCCUCCCCUUAUAUCCGAAACCUUCAAGAAGGGCUACAGUCCAAAAUCAGGCCAGCAUCGCCACAGAAUCGGCCCGGAAUCUGCAAGCCCCCCAGGGAGCCGGUGGCUCAGCCGGGGCUGACUGUACAGCCCAGCAGGCAGGCUCAGAUCGUGAAAACCAGCCAGCACCUGGGAUCUGGACCAUUAAGCAUGAGAAAUGGCAGCUCGAAAAUGCCGGUCCCCUCUCAGAAUCCUCCCCCGAGUCCCAUGCCAGGUAGGCUCCCUGGUAGCAGAAACCAGCAUCUGGAGGGAGCAGGUCCCUUCACUGUGGGAGCUGCUUCUAGCCACUUUGGAGAUCGGCCAGGGCCCAGCCACAGCGUCCAGCAACAAGCCAGUGAGAGUGACGCCACAUGCCCUUUACCAAGCAAGAUAAAAACUGCAGACAGGCUUCUGCCUCACGCUGCUGUGGCUGUGGAUGUGGCCCCUCUAAACCCAGGAGGGCACGUGAGCUGCAGCGACGUGCGUCACCCAGCCUCCCUCACCAGCUCAGGCUCUUCCGGUUCCCCGUCAAGCAGCAUCAAGAUGUCAAGUUCAACCAGUAGUUUGGCUUCAAGCAGCAGUUUUUCAGAUGGCUUCAAGGUCCCAGGGCCAGAUGCUCGAAUUAAAGACAAGGUUGGGAACCAGAUUCCGAGCGGCACAGCCGAGCACAGACCACGCAACACUCCGUUCAUGGGCAUCAUGGAUAAGACCGCGAGGUUCCAGCAGCAGGGCCAUCCUCCUAGCCGCGCCUGGCACUGUGCAGUGCCAGAAGGGCUGCUGACAAACUCACCUUCUGCAGCUGGCCUGCAGUCCUCGAACACAGAGAAGCCCUCUCUUAAACAAGCAGGAGGAUACAGUAGCCAAGCCAAAACCUGUUCUGUUUCUACCCUGGCUGCAGGUGUCCACAAUGGGGCACAGGCAAAGGAGCUAGAAGAAAAGAAGUGCCAAAUUCCUGUCCACUGUCAAGACAGCAGGAUAACUAAGACUGUUUCUCAUCUGUAUCAGGAAAGUAUCUCCAAACAGCAGCCUCAUAUCAGCAAUGAAGCCCACAGGAGUCACCUCCCUUCAGGAAAACCAAAGCGAUCAUUUAUAGAAUCAAAUGUGUGAGCCUUAAGAGAGACCCAUUUGUAGUAUUUGGGAAAACAGUGUGUUGGCUUCUGGUGGUGAUUAAAUGAUUGUUCAUGAGGAAAAUUACUUUUUAGCUAUGUAUUUUUCCCCCCAGGGGUGGAUCAGAUGCCAGUGAUAUAUUAAAAACGUGGGAUUAAAUUUCUUUGAUAAAUAGAUAGAUGUCACCAGAAAUAAGAAUGCUAACCAGAAUUGGAAACCAGAGUAAUGUCUAUUAUGUUAAAAACCUAACACAGCCAAGAAGACAUUAACCCAUGCUUUUCUCUUAUGAAAUUGUUUGGUUUUUAUCAUUUUUCUCCUAGCCUUUGCUAUGUGGUAAGAUCAUAUUAUUUCUUAGAGAAUGUAAAUGUCUAGUGAUAGGUUUAACUCAUGCUAUAAUAUCCAGGUGUUGUGUUAUAGAAAACAUGGAAUUUUUUUCUUUUUUUUUUUUCCAGGGCCGCAGGUGCAGCCUAUAGAAGUUACCAGGGUAGGGGUCGAAUUGGAGCUAUAGCUGCCAGCCAUGCCAUGCUGGAUCCUUACCCCACUGAGCGACGCUAGGGACUGAACCCACAUCCUCAAGGAUACGAGUUGGGUGUGUUUCCACUGAGCCACAAUGGGAACUUCCAAAGAUGGAAUUUUCAAGUUACACUUCCAUUGAGGAGUCACAUCACUCCCCCCCCUCCCCUGCAAGCCGUAAAUGUUACAUAGCUUGUUUGUUUUUCAAGCAAAAUAUGAGAACAUCCAAGUAUUGUUCCCUUCAUAGCUUAUGUUUAACUUCUGUUAUGGUUUUCAUUAAAAAUAUUUUAACAGCCCCUCUUGGAACUAUAUUCCUACUUCAAGGUGUUCUUAAUAUUUGGAAACAGUACAAACCGUUUGGAAUCAUGACGGGUGGUUAAGUUGAAUUUAGACUUAAAUACUAGGAAUAUAGCAUUCUCGGUGACAUGUAAAUUAGCUCUCAACUGGUUCCCAAACUGCUUUUAUCAAUGAUGGCACUCCUGGACCAAGCCUUCCAAGGUCCUUUAAGGACAGUAUUUAAUUUGGAUACUUAGGGUGUGGUCAGUUGUUGCUUUUGUUCUAUUAUACAAUUAUUAUAGUCACAUGUUGUACAUAGGAAAUAGCCAAGUUGUAUUCAGACUUGUAAAUAUAACUAUUUCAAAAAGUUAAUCUUUUAAAAAAAAGUCAUAUUUGCAUGUUCUUUUAAGCUUUGUCCAUGCUGGUUAUUGCACUGAAUGAUAUAUUAUGGCAUGUUAACAGUAUACCGGUAACAGCACUUUAUCUCACUUAUAUGAACACCUUUGAGGUGCUACUUAAGUCUAAAUUGAUGCAUUAUUCAUAUGUAAAGAUAAGGUACAGGAAUGAACCUUGAUUUAAAGGUAUUUUUAUAUGAAAAUGGUGUGCUAUUGGAGGAUGUUAAAAUGCUAGUUUGAGAGAAGUGGGAGUGUAUUUGAAUGUUGGGGGUGUGAAAUUUAUUUUCUAGAAUUGGGGAGAAGGAAGUUCUAUAUUUGCAGAAUGUUUAAAAAUUGAGUAGUUGUAAUGAUUCCUGUGAGCAUCGUUAUGGUUUUGUACCAAUAGGAAUCAGUUGGUUUCAUUCUUCAAUACUUGUUCCCAAGUGUGUACAGUGUACUUUGUACAGCUUUAUCAUUUUUUAGAGGCUUUUCAUGAGUUCUGCUAUAACUACAAUGGCUUAUUUAUUGUUUAUUGUUUCCUUUAAUAUUUGUGGAAGUCUUAUUCCUUUGUUAUGUAGUUUUGUUUCUGCACAACUACUGUACUUUUCCAUAUGGAAUAAAGAACAAUUAAUAGAAAUUGUUUUGCAUUAAAUGAAACAAUGGAUAAGUAGAGAAUAUCCUGAUAUCAGCUAUAUGCCUUGCUUUAAUCCUGGGUAAUUUCGUUACCCUAAAGAAACAGAAAGCCUGUUUUUACGUUAAUACUACCAAAUGCAUAUUUAAUUUUACUUUAAUAAUUUCAGCACAAGGUUGAUGACUUCUGGAAAUCCCAAAAGAGUUAAGGGUCUGAAAUGAGAAGAGUGCAUGAGAACAUUCCAGAUGUCUCCGUUCCAGAAAUCCUGGUGUCUGUUUUUACUGUUAACAGGGUUAUCAUAUUAUCUUUCAGUUAAAAGUGUAUAUAUACUUGCUUUAUGCCCACAUAUUUCAGUUUCAAAGAAGUAUGAAUGAGCACAAACAUUAAACUGUUGUGAUAAAAA
Sus scrofa (pig) is the source of this 9596-nucleotide messenger RNA. RefSeq names its product tetratricopeptide repeat, ankyrin repeat and coiled-coil containing 1 (gene TANC1). Gene Ontology annotation, biological process: regulation of postsynapse organization. Gene Ontology annotation, cellular component: glutamatergic synapse. Lineage: Eukaryota; Metazoa; Chordata; Mammalia; Artiodactyla; Suidae. Gene Ontology annotation, molecular function: protein binding. The record is from RefSeq and is a predicted model, not a curated record.